Molecule: messenger RNA, 1011 nt
Organism: Dichotomopilus funicola
Lineage: Eukaryota; Fungi; Ascomycota; Sordariomycetes; Sordariales; Chaetomiaceae
Exons: 3
Coding region: 1-1011 (336 amino acids)
Source: RefSeq, a predicted model, not a curated record
AUGCAUGCCACUUUUGGACAGUUCCUUGUCGCGAGCGUGAUCGCCACCUCGGCGGUCUCGGCGUUCAGCUUCGCUCCCACUGGCACCGAGGUUGCCCGGCUGGCGGUUCCCGUCUUGGCCUUGGCUGUGCCUGCCUAUGGUCUUCCCCAUCACCAGGGCGGUCAGAACAAGAACGGCAAUGGCCGGAACAACAACAACCGCCGCGAUGAGGAGGAGCUUGAGACCCGCGAACCCCAUCACCAGGGUGGCCAGAACAAGAACCAGGGCAACGGCCGGAAUGGUAACAACAACCGCCGAGACUCUGAGGUAGAGACCCGUGAGCCGCAUCACCAGGGCGGUCAGAACAAGAACGGUCAAGGCAAUGGCCGCAACAACAACAACCGCCGUGAUGAAGAGGAGCUCGAGACUCGCGAGCCUCACCAUCAGGGAGGCCAGAACAAGAACGGCAAUGGCCGAAACAACAACAACCGUCGUGACUCUGAGGACGAGCUGGAGACCCGCGAGCCUCAUCACCAAGGUGGUCAGAACAAGAAUGGCAAUGGCCGGAACAACAACAACCGCCGCGAUUCUGAGGAGAUUGAGACUCGCGAGCCUCACCACCAGGGUGGUCAGAACAAGAACGGCAACGGACGUAACAACAACAACCGUCGUGACUCUGAAGACGAGCUCGAGACUCGUGAGCCGCAUCACCAAGGUGGUCAGAACAAGAAUGGUAACGGCCGCAACAACAACAACCGCCGCGAUGAGGAAGAGCUCGAGACCCGUGAACCUCACCAUCAGGGUGGUCAAAACAACGCCGGCCAAGGCAAUGGCCGCAACAAGAACAACAACCGCCGUGAUACCGAGGACUUGGAGACCCGCGAACCUCACCACCAGGGCGGUCAGAACAAGAAUGGCAACGGCCGCAACAACAACAACCGUCGCGAUGAGGAAGAGCUUGAGACGCGUAAGCCCCACCACCAGGGCGGCCAAAACAAGAACGGUAACGGCAACGGCCGGAACAACAACUAA